AAUCGUGUGUGUGCGCUUCAAAGUAUCAAUUUUGUCGUGGAUUUUUUUGGAAAUUCUGGAACUUCUGAUGGAAAAACAGCGCCAAAACUAACAGCGAAACAACAGCACCUAUUACGAUGGCGACCGAAGUGGUAAAAGGCUGUAGUGAUUUGCUGCAAGAGCUGGAUCGCGCCCGCAGCAACCUCAAAGGUCUGAACGAAAACAUCCGCAGAAUCAUCGGCCGAGAUCCGUCCGGCCCGGAUCAGUACAACAACGCGCGAAACACCGGAUACAACAACAACGCUGGUGGUCCAAAUGGAGGAAACAAUGUGGCCGGCGGUGGGUCCGGUUCUUUUGAAACACGGAAAAGACAUUCGGCGGGCUUCGAACCUUCCGGUGGGCCCGGCGGGGGUGGUCAGCGACGGGAUCAAGAGUGGCGGCACUCGGACGGUGGCCAACAUCCAGCCAAACGCCGUGCCAUAGGAGAAACAAAGUCCGUGUUCAGUCGCCUCUCGGGACCUCCGAAUCGCGAACCCGACUACGAGAAGCCCCGGAUUUUCUCCCGCGUUAUCAAGGAGCAGCCGUCAAAGGAAGAGAUUGUGGCUGCGCAGGGUUCCGACGAGCGGUCCCGUGCCCGAAAUCGGCGCAUCUUCGGCUCGCUGCUUGGCACACUGCAAAAGUUUUCUCAGGAAGAAUCGAAACUCAAAUCCAAAGAGGAAAAGAAGGCCCUGAUCGAGAAGAAGCUCGAAGAGCAGGAAAAAAUCGAACGGGAAAACAUGCGCAAGGAAAAACAGUGUCUGUUCACUGACCGCAAGCGGCAACAGCUGGAAAUACGCGCACUAGAAGCGAAGGUGGCCAAGUUGAAGGAUCUGGAGCUGUGGGAAGAUGCCAAGCGCCCAUUGCGAAACUUUAUCCAAACGAAAACCAACCCACCGAUAUUCUUCCUUCCCAAGCGAAUGGAUCCUGCCAUGGAGAAGAAACUCGCAUACUGGCAACAGGAACAUCAAGCCAUAAUGGAUCGCAAGCGGCAAGAGGUGAUGGAUAGUGUAGAAGCUAUCGAGGCACGGUUCAAGGCGGAUGUGAAAAUGCUCGAAGAAAAUGGGGCCCGAAAUCGAGCCAAUAAUGCAGCCUUCGAUCGGUCCGCUGUGGACCCCACGAAGGAAACGGAAGGUUUCGAGGGGGCCGAUGCCGGCCGAAGCGCCUCCAAGCAUGAUCGAUUGAACGCGGAGGAGGAAGAGGAUGACUAUGAUCAACACACUUCGUACCAGUACGAGCACGAGGAGCAAAGUGAAGUUCCGGAAGGGCCGGCACUUCCAGCUUCCAUGGUGUCCGGGUUUAAGAUAACCAUCCAAAACACCGAACACAAAAAAGAUGUAUCUUCUCAAGAAACUCAGAACGUUCGAGUCGUGGCAACCGAGGCACCGGAAGCAGAUGCUUCCGAUUCGAUCAUGGAUCACGAUUCGGAUGGUACCAACAGCAAAGAGGUGCACGUCGACAAGAUGGGCAAAAACAUACAGAUCACUUUCAGCACGGAGGCAAACUGAUCGCCUGACCAUACGAAACGAGAAGCACGCUCCGGACCCCUUUUCGGUACUAUAUUGAUCCCAUUAUUACCACAUAGAAUGAGCUGUCCAGUAAAUUUCGAAUGCUACCAUCUUUUGGUUGGUAGCUUGGAUUAGUGUGUGCAUGCCGUAUCGCCGUGCAGACAUCGUCCGGCUCUGAGAGUUCAUCAUCAUCAGCAAAGUUCCAGUCAGCGUAGGAAGAAUAUUCAUGGAUUUUCGUUAUGGAUUGACCAACCGCAUGUCAGCUUCGCAAACAAACACUGUAACGAGACAGUGUUUAGCUAAUAAACUAAUAGGUUUUCUUACAUCUCAAAA
Anopheles darlingi is the source of this 1856-nucleotide messenger RNA. It is a transcript of the gene Pnn, whose product is annotated as pinin. The transcript has 3 exons. Bases 117 to 1523 code for a protein of 468 amino acids. The record is from RefSeq and is a predicted model, not a curated record. NCBI's taxonomy places the organism in Eukaryota, Metazoa, Arthropoda, Insecta, Diptera, Culicidae. Gene Ontology annotation, cellular component: catalytic step 2 spliceosome.